Corythoichthys intestinalis (scribbled pipefish) is the source of this 10725-nucleotide messenger RNA. RefSeq names its product cadherin EGF LAG seven-pass G-type receptor 1a (gene celsr1a). The transcript has 35 exons. Lineage: Eukaryota; Metazoa; Chordata; Actinopteri; Syngnathiformes; Syngnathidae. Gene Ontology annotation, cellular component: plasma membrane. Bases 295 to 9513 code for a protein of 3072 amino acids. Gene Ontology annotation, biological process: cell surface receptor signaling pathway; G protein-coupled receptor signaling pathway; homophilic cell-cell adhesion. Gene Ontology annotation, molecular function: calcium ion binding; G protein-coupled receptor activity. The record is from RefSeq and is a predicted model, not a curated record.
AAGAAAUAGGGGCCGGGGGAGACCCCCCUCUGAAAGCGUCCUGCAGGGGAUCUCAGCAGGUUUAUGCAAAUGCACUCCUCAGGAGUAGGAGGAGGAGGUUUUGGAUGAGGAGAGCAGCGAAGCCAUUUUGUGCGUCAUUUAAAAAGUACGUAGGCUUGAGUGCGCACUGUGGAGCUCCUGACGCUAUGGAUACGCAGAGUGUUUAAAACUUCCAAAAUGAAGGAGAAGAGUCGGACGCCACGCCAUGAGUGGGAGAGUUGCCUCAGAUGAUUCUUUGCUGGAGUUCACUUAGUGAUGUUUCCGAGUAUGAUUCUGUGGAGCGCGUGGAUUUGGGUUUGCGUCCUGCUCAACAACGCGCCGCACUCGGCAGGCUUGGAACUCCACCUCACGGAGUCUUUACAAGCCGGGCAUGUCUUGGCGAACUUGUCCAUAGGACCGGGCUGGACUUACAAUGUUGACAGGAGUUUAUCUCAAGAAUCCAUGUGGAGUUUUUUCCAAGUGGGGAAGCAUAGUGGGGUUAUCAAACUGGCAAGAACUGUGGAGUGUAAGCGCAUAUUGUGGAACCCCGCGCGUGUGUAUUUUAGGACCAGCUCAUUGACUUCUGAAGACAUCAUUCUGACACAUUUGAAUGUGUUCGUCCAUGGACAGGACUGUUUUAUCAAAUACAGGAGAAAGAGUUCACAAAUUAAACCUGAUAUUCACAUUAAGCACACUUUCAAAUUGGAGAAUACUUCUUGCAUUCGUUUCGGAGCGCUUCUGUUUAACGCUACAGAAUAUUUACCUUCUUUCACACGGAGUACCGCUUUUUUGGACACUAUGUGUGUUGGACAACAUGUCGCCGCACUGCUUAGGCGUGGAGCUUUGUUUCUUGCCAAUGACUUGUGUCCGGAGAGCAUGAGAGCACAGCCUGAAGUGGAUUUGGAAUGUCCUGUGAACACCUCUGAAGGUGAUGGUCUCAGUCUGCUGUUCACUUUGCGCUUCGGAUCUGCGCCGGAAUCCAUUCAGGGAAAUGCCAGUGAGUCCACCCGUAGAGGUAAGCGGCAGGUGAAUGCUUCCCCGAUGUUCCAGCUCCCCAACUACCAAGUGUCAGUGCCUGAAAAUGAGCCAGCCGGGACGCAGGUCAUCACCCUCAAAGCCACCGACCCAGAUGAUGGCGAGGCAGGAAGGCUAGAGUACAGCAUGGAAGCUUUGUUCGACAGUCGAUCCAAUGACUUUUUCACAAUCGACUCUCAGACGGGUAGCAUAACAACCAUUCAGGCUUUGGACAGAGAAGUAAAAGAUACACAUGUUUUUAAAGUGACGGCGAGUGAUAAUGGCACGCCGCGAAGACACGCCACUUCUUACCUGACUGUCACUGUGAGUGACACCAACGAUCAUAGCCCAGUGUUUGAGCAGUCCGAGUAUAGAGUUAGCAUCAGGGAGAAUGUAGAAGUGGGGUUUGAAGUGAUGACUAUCCGUGCCACCGAUGGGGAUGCCCACGCCAACGCGAACAUGAUCUAUAAAAUAGUCAACGGCGACGGCGUCAACUCCGUCUUUGAGAUCGACCCACGGAACGGCCUGGUGAGGAUCAGAGAGCGGCCCGACAGGGAGACCCGGGCGCAGUACCGGCUGACUGUUGAGGCCAACGACCAGGGGAAAGACCCAGGUCCCCGCCGGGCGACUGCCACCGUCCACAUCUCUGUCGAGGAUGAAAACGACAACUACCCUCAAUUCAAAGAAAAGAGGUACGUCGUGCAGGUCCAAGAGAACGUAGCCAUCAACACCAAAGUCAUCCAAGUCGAAGCAACGGACAAAGACGAGGGGAAUAACGCGAAAGUUCACUACAGCAUCAUUAGCGGCAAUGUUAAAGGGCAGUUCUACAUUCAUUCUCCUACUGGUGUAAUUGAUGUUAUCAACCCGCUGGACUAUGAGAUGAUUCGGGAGUAUAAUUUGCGAAUCAAAGCGCAGGACGGCGGCAGACCUCCGCUGAUCAACGGCACUGGGAUGGUGGUUGUCCAAGUGGUGGACAUGAACGACAAUGCCCCCAUGUUUGUCAGUACACCUUUCCAGGCGACCGUAUUGGAGAAUGUCGCCAUCGGCUACUCCGUCAUCCACAUUCAAGCAAUAGACAGCGAUUCAGGGGAGAAUGCUCGACUGGAAUACCGUCUGACGGACACCGUUCCCGGUUUUCCGUUCACCAUCAGCAACAGCACAGGGUGGAUUACAGUUAGUGAAGAGUUGGACCGGGAGACCACAGAGUUCUACAGCUUCGGGGUGGAGGCGAGGGAUCACGGCGUUCCCGUGAUGUCUUCCUCGGCUAGCGUUAGCAUAACUGUGCUUGACGUAAAUGACAACGUGCCCACAUUUUCAGAGAAAAUCUAUUCGCUGAAGAUCAACGAGGACGCCGUAGUGGGGACAAGUGUGCUCACGGUGACUGCUCUUGACCGCGAUGUCAACAGUGUGGUGACCUACCAGAUCUCCAGCGGGAACACCAGGAACCGCUUUGCUAUCACUAGCCAGAGCGGCGGUGGCCUCAUCACCCUUGCUCUCCCUCUGGACUACAAACAGGAACGCCAAUAUGUACUGACAGUCACCGCCAGCGAUGGAACCCGUUCAGACACCGCACAGGUGUUUAUUAAUGUCACGGAUGCCAACACGCAUCGGCCCGUCUUCCAAAGCGCGAACUACCAGGUGACGCUCAGUGAGGAACAACCAGUCGGUUCCACUGUGGUGACAAUCAGUGCGACAGAUGAGGACACGGGAGAAAAUUCUCGCAUCACGUAUAUUAUAGAGGACAGCGUCCCUCAGUUUAAAAUCGACCCUGAUUCUGGUGCCAUCACUACCCAAAUGGAAAUUGACUAUGAAGACCAGGCUUCUUUCACGCUGGCCAUCAUCGCUAAAGACAAUGGCAUCCCACAAAAAUCCGACACCACCUACGUGGAGAUUAUCAUCCUGGAUGCUAACGAUAACGCUCCUCAGUUCCUCCGAGACAUGUACCAAGGGAACGUAUUUGAGGAUGCCCCUGUCUACACUAGCGUACUCCAGAUAUCUGCCUCAGAUAGAGAUUCUGGCUCCAAUGGCAGACUAACCUACACGUUCCAGGGCGGUGAUGAUGGAGACGGGGACUUCUUCAUCGAGCAGUAUUCUGGGAUCAUCAGAACCGCUCGCAAACUGGACCGGGAGAACGUUCCUGUGUAUGAACUCAAGGCCUAUGCUGUCGACAGGGGGGUUCCGCCUUUAAAAGCAGCUGUUUCUAUACAUGUGGUAGUUCAGGACAUUAAUGACAACGCUCCGGUGUUUGAAAAGGAUGAGCUUUUCAUCGAUGUGAAGGAAAACAGUCCAGUCGGGUCCGUUGUGGCCCGAAUCACUGCCACAGACCCAGAUGAGGGCACAAACGCUCAGAUUAUGUAUCAGAUAGUCGAAGGGAACUUCCCAGAGAUUUUCGAGCUGGACAUUUUCAACGGGGACCUCGUUUCCCUCAUCGACCUGGACUAUGAGACUAAAACCGAGUAUGUCAUUGUGGUACAGGCCACCUCGGCGCCGCUCGUGAGCCGGGCCACCGUGCACAUCCGCCUAGUGGACCUGAAUGACAACCUACCUGUGCUGAAGGACUUUGACAUUAUUUUCAACAACUACGUCACCAACAAGUCCAACAGUUUUCCAUCUGGAAUAAUCGGAAGGGUACCUGCUCACGACCCGGACGUGUCGGAUAAGUUGCGGUACGUGUUUGUGUCUGGAAACGAGCUCAAUCUUUUGCUGUUGAACGAGGACACAGGAGAUCUGCGGCUGAAUAAGGCCCUGGACAACGACAGGCCUCUCGAGGCGCCCAUGAUCAUCUCCGUCACAGAUGGUAUCCACACUGCCUUUGCCCGUUGCACUCUCCGCGUCACCAUCAUCACUGACGACAUGCUGACCAACAGCAUCACUGUGCGCCUGGAGAACAUGUCCCAAGAGCGCUUCCUGUCGCCAUUGCUCGGCCUCUUCGUGGACGGCGUGGCGGCGGUUCUCUCCACUAGGCGUGACGCCAUCUUCGUGUUCAACAUCCAGAACGACACGGAUGUGCAGGGUUCCAUCCUUAAUGUCACCUUUUCGGCAAUGCAGCCUGGGGGAGGGCCUGGAAAGGGGACAUUCUUUCCGUCAGAAGAACUGCAGGAGCAGAUCUAUCUGAACAGGACUCUGCUCCGGAUCAUAUCCUCUCAGGAGGUUCUGCCAUUUGAUGACAACAUCUGUCUCCGAGAACCCUGCGAGAACUACAUGAAGUGCGUUUCCGUCCUCAAGUUUGAUAGUUCGCCCCCCUUCAUCGCGUCCGACACGGUCCUGUUCCGGCCUAUACACCCCAUCAACGGGCUGCGUUGUCGCUGUCCGGUGGGCUUCACGGGCGACUACUGCGAAACGGAGAUCGACCUUUGCUACUCUGGGCCGUGCAAGAACAAUGGACGCUGCCGCAGUCGAGAGGGCGGCUACUCUUGCGAAUGCCUGGAAGAUUUCACCGGCGAACACUGCGAGGUGAACGCCUCGUCGGAUAGCUGCGUACCAGGUGUGUGCAAGAACGGUGGCGAAUGCGUGAACCGGCUUGCCGGCGGCUUUUUGUGCCAGUGUCUGCCAGGCGAGUAUGAGAAGCCAUACUGCGAGAUGACCACGCGCAGCUUCCCCGGACAGUCCUUCGUCACUUUUAGGGGCUUGCGGCAAAGGUUCCACUUUACCAUAUCUCUCAUGUUCGCUACAAGAGAACGAAAUGCCCUGCUUCUCUACAAUGGCCGAUUUAAUGAAAAACACGACUUCAUCGCUUUGGAAAUCAUUGACGAGCAGGUCCAACUCACCUUCUCUGGAGGUGAGACUAAGACCACUGUGUCUCCGUUCAUCCCGGGUGGUGUCAGUGAUGGCCAAUGGCAUUCCGUGCAACUCCAUUACUACAACAAGCCAAACAUUGGGCGUCUGGGGAUCCCCCACGGACCCUCCGAGGAGAAAGUGGCGGUGGUCGCCGUGGACGACUGCGACAUAUCCAUGGCGAUUCGAUUCGGGAAGCAGAUCGGAAACUACUCGUGCGCCGCCCAGGGAACACAGACUGGACAGAAGAAGUCGUUGGAUUUAACCGGCCCGCUGUUGCUCGGCGGUGUUCCCAACCUGCCCGAGGAUUUCCCGGUACGGAACCGAGACUUCGCGGGCUGCAUGAGGAACCUCAGCAUCGAUAGUCGGCCUGUCGACAUGGCUGGUUUCAUCGCUAAUAACGGCACCACCGCAGGAUGUCCUGCGAAAAGAAACUUCUGCACACCGAGUGUGUGUCUGAAUGGAGGCGUGUGUGUCAGCAAAUGGAACACAUACAGUUGCGACUGUCCGACUGGGUAUGGGGGCAAGAACUGUGAACAAGUGAUGCCGUCGCCUCAGUUCUUCGACGGCAGAGCGCUGGUCUCGUGGAGCGAGCCGGACGUCACCAUCGCGAUCCCUUGGUACAUGGGCCUCAUGUUCCGGACACGGCAACCAGCGGGAACCUUAAUGCAAGCCAAUGCUGGUUCCUCCUCCACCAUUAGCCUGAUGGUGAGCGAGCAACAGGUGCGAAUGGAGGUGUUGCAAAGGGAAGAGAUGGUGGCGUCGCUGAGUUUUCCGCAAGUUCGGGUCAACGACGGAGAGUGGCACCACCUUCUGGUCGAGCUGAGAAGCGUGAAAGACGGCAAGGCUAUCAGAUACGUAGCCGCCGUGUCCUUGGACCACGGCAUGUACAAGAAAUCAGUCGUGAUUGGCAACGACCUGCCCGGUUUGAAGCUUCAAACGCUUCAUGUCGGAGGUUUGCCAGGAGAGGACAACCACGUCAAGAAAGGAUUCGUUGGCUGCAUACAAGGCGUCCGAAUGGGCGAAACAGCGACCAACUUGGCCAAUGUGAUCAUGUCUCGCGGCUUAAAAAUCCGCGUGGAGGAGGGCUGCGACCUGUCCGAUCCGUGCGACGCUAACAUCUGCCCCGAGAACAGCCACUGCAGCGACGAAUGGACUACGCACACGUGUGUCUGCGACCCAGGCUAUUUCGGUAAAGAGUGCGUCGACGCUUGCCAACUCAACCCGUGCGAGCAUGUUUCCACCUGUGCUCGCAAGCCCAGUUCUUCCCAUGGCUAUACUUGCGAGUGCGGUCACAACUACUAUGGACAGUACUGUGAAAACAAGAUCGAGAAGCCGUGUCCGCAAGGUUGGUGGGGAAGUCCAAUGUGCGGACCCUGCGGCUGCGAUACAAGCAAAGGGUUUUAUAACGACUGCAAUAAGACGACGGGAGAGUGUCGCUGCAAGGAGAACCAUUACCGCCCAGAGGGGAGCGACACCUGCUAUCCGUGUGACUGCUUCGCUCUCGGUUCCGAAUUUCGAACCUGCGACCCGGUCACCGGGCAGUGCCCCUGCAAGGGUGGAGUCAUCGGUCGCCAGUGCAAUCAAUGUGACAACCCUUUCGCUGAAGUUACACUCAAAGGAUGUGAAGUGGUGUAUGAAGGUUGCCCCAAAGCGUUCGACGCCGGCAUUUGGUGGCCCAAGACGCAGUUCGGACGUCCGGCCGCCAUGAACUGUCCCAAAGGAUCUGUGGGUACUGCUAUUCGCCACUGCAGUGACGAGAAAGGCUGGUUGUCCCCCGAGCUUUUCAACUGCACAACCGCCUCCUUCGCUCAGCUCACAAAACUGAAUGAAGAGCUGCGUCGGAACAGCUCCAGGAUGGACGCCGAGCACUCCAAGACAAUCGCGCGCCUGCUCCAAAGCGCCACUAACGAUACCAGAGCCUACUACGGCAACGAUGUGAAGACAGCCGCCCAGCUGCUGAACCACGUUUUGAGUUACGAGAGCCGGCAGGCGGGGUUAGACCUGACCGCCGCGAGGGAUGCGGAAUUCAAUGAGAAUUUGGUUCGAGCUGGAAGUGCCAUUCUGGAUCCGGACACUAAAGCGCACUGGGAACAAAUCCAGAAAACAGAAGGCGGCACUGCUCACCUGCUUCGGAAUUUUGAGGACUAUGCUAAUACUCUUGCGCGGAACGUGAGGAAAACCUACCUGAAACCCUUCACUAUAGUUACAGACAACAUGAUUUUAUCAGUGGACUACCUGGAUGUGUCAGACCCCCUGAAAGCGACGUUCCCCCACUUCCAGGACAUCCAAGAAGAAUAUUCAGGAGAUCUCGGGUCCUCCGUGCACUUCCCACACUUCAACUUACUGCGUCAACGGCACAAAGUAGAACCCACUACGCCACCUGCAAUGCAGACUGAGACCCCUUUGGUGGAAGGUCACACGAGUCGCCGCAAUCUUGAACCGCCGAUUCAUCUACCGGUUGCUGUGGUGAUAGUGUACAAAUCGCUAGGGAAGCUGCUUCCGGAAAGAUUUGACCCUGAUCGCAGGAGUCUAAGGGUACCGAACCGCCCUGUCAUCAACACAGCAAUCGUGAGCGCCACAGUCCACAGCGAGGGUCCCCCUCUGCCGUUGGUUCUGGACCCUCCUAUUACUCUGGAGUACUCACUACUUGAGACAGAGGAAAGGACCAAGCCCGUCUGCGUCUUCUGGAACCACUCCAUUGCGAUCGGUGGUACGGGCGGUUGGUCCUCAAAAGGUUGCGAAGUGCUCGAGAGGAACAAUAGCCAUAUUAGCUGUCAGUGUAACCACAUGACUAGCUUUGCCGUGCUCAUGGACGUGUCCAAGAGAGAGCACGGUGACGUCCUCCCUCUGAAAAUCGUCACCUACGCCACCGUCUCCGUCUCGCUAUUCCUGCUCCUGCUCACCUUGAUCCUGCUUUGCAUUCUGCGUCGACUGCGCUCCAACCUGCACGUCAUCCACAGGAACCUGGUGGCAGCGCUCUUCUUUUCCGAGCUCGUCUUCCUGCUCGGCAUCAAUCAGACGGAGAACCCGUUCGUGUGUACGGUCAUAGCCAUCCUCCUGCACUACUUCUACAUGUGCACCUUCGCGUGGAUGUUUGUGGAAGGCCUCCACAUCUACCGCAUGCUGACCGAGCUGCGGAACAUCAACCACGGACACAUGAGGUUCUACUACGCCAUAGGCUGGGGGAUUCCGGCCAUCAUCACAGGUCUGGCUGUUGGACUGGACCCUCAAGGCUACGGGAACCCGGAUUUUUGCUGGCUGUCCGUGCACGACACGCUCAUUUGGAGCUUUGCCGGACCCAUAUUUGUUGUCGUCUUGGUUAACAUCGUGAUCUUCAUCUUGGCUGCGAAGGCUUCCUGUGGUCGCAGGCAGAAGGCGGUUGAGAAGUCCGGCGCUAUCCCAGCACUUCGCAUGGCCUUCAUCCUGCUGCUCCUCAUCAGCACCACCUGGCUGUUAGGUCUCAUGGCAGUCAACAGCGACGUGCUUACCUUCCAUUAUUUAUUCGCUGGCUUCAGUUGUCUGCAGGGCGUGUUCAUCUUUUUCUUCCACAUUAUUUUCAACAAAGACGUCAGGAAGCAUCUCAAGAACGUCCUCACAGGGAAGAAGAACCUCCCAGAGGAGGCGGGUACCACGCGGGCCUCUUUGCUCACUCGCUCACUCAACUGCAACAACACGGACGACGGUCACAUGUAUCGCGCGGCCAUGGGCGACUCUAUCAUCUCCUUGGACAGCACGUUCAGGUCAGGAAAGAGUCGCAGCAGCUACCUCGCUUACGCGCUCAGGGAGGAGUCAGGCCUCAAGCCCAGCAUCUCCUCAGGGACGGCCAAAGGACACACUGAUCUGGACGGGCCUCUCUUCCACAGAAGUGGCUCCAAGGCGGACGACUCCGACACGGACAGCGAGCUUUCGUUGGACGAGAACAGCUCUUCGUACGCUUCGUCUCACUCGUCGGACAGCGAGGACGACGACGUGGACGUCAAACCCAAGUGGAACAAUGAAAGACAGCCGGUUCAUAGUUCGCCCAAAGGUAGAGGUCCGGUUGACUCUGUGUCCAAUCACGUGGCCCCGUACUGGCCGACGGACGCCACCACGGCCAGCGACAGCGAAGACCCCGGCGCUCCGGAGAAGCUUCGGGUUGAGACCAAGGUUAACGUCGAGCUGCACCCGGAGAACAAGAUCAACCACAUGGUCGAACGGGAUCGAGAGACGCCUCAGGAUGGAGACAAGCAGGCGAGCGGGAACGCCAAGGAAGCGAUGACGCCGAUUUCUCAGACUAACAGCAACCAGCAACCGGAACAGAGAAAAGGUAUCCUGAAGAACAAAAUCAGCUACCCGCCCCCUUUAACCGACAAAAACAUGAAGAACCGUCUCCGAGAAAAGCUGAGCGACUACAACUCCCCUACCAUUACCUCGCCACCGCCUAAUUACAACACCGCCACGUCCCCGUCCCCCGUCAACAACAUGGCGCCGUCGUCCCGCCGGCCCUCGUCGGCCUCCAACGACGGUAACCGCCCUAGUAACAACGGAAACGGGUCCCUGGUAAAACCGCCCGUCGCUCCUCGGCCGCAGAUCGCCGUCGGCACAUUGCCGGCGGGCGUCUACCGCGACGCUAACGGCGGGAUGGCCAUGCACUUGAAGUCUGGGACGGUCAACGGCAGCAACGGCACUGACUCAGAGGACAUCCAGACCAGCCCGCCUUUGUGAGAGGAGGAGAGCCAACACUAGCAGACCCACGUCCAGCCCAUGUCCGUCUUCUCAGAUCAGUAUUACCCAGCGGAAGGAACAAUAAAGGGAACAAAAGAGAGGAGAUUGACGGAACCUGAGUGCCAAAUGCAUAAAAGGAACAAACGGGGAGCAGAGACUAUUGAUGAAGACUUUCCCCUCUCGGAAUGUAUUGCAAAAAUGUGACUGGUAGGAGAUACCAGACAAUUGAACUCGAGUCACAGGGACUCAGACUCGAGUUGCAAAUUUGAUGACUCGCAACUUGACUCAGACUUGAGGAAAAAAAAAAUGACUCGACUCGAAGCUGACUUGGAAAAACUUAGAUCGUAGAUUGGUUCCCACCUGCCAGGUCGCCUGGUUGUAAGUGUGCUGAGGAACAAUGGUGAAGGCCUUGACUAACCUGUGACUCGACUUGACUUGGCAAGCUUUUGCCUUACCAUGACUCGUCUUUACAACCUUGCGACUCGGCUCGACUCUAUAUGAUCUCGAGACUGGACUGGACUAGACAUAAGCUUAUGACUCGACUCGACAUAUCCUCGUGACCCAGCUCGACUUGCCCACAACAGGUAAGACUCGGGACUUACUUGUGACUCGUGCAAUUGUCUGGGAGACACGUUGGUACAUUUGUAGUCCAAUAGGAUUUCAAGCAAACUUGAACAAUUUAGGAGGCCUUACAAACUCAUACAUUUUGCAGGAUAAAGAGCACUAAUGGAAGGACGGAUAUGUUGAAGCACUAUAAAACCCACGUCUCACUUUUUGGCAAGAAUCUGCCUGUUUGGGAUUUUUCAGUUCAGACGCAGCUCAAUUUUUAAGUUAUGUUUACCACUCACAAGGUGCCUUCGUCUUGUUUUCCAACCUGCCUGUGUGAUCAAUUAUGUUAAUAUGUGGUUAUUUUUCUAAUGUUCGGACACUGGAAAAGUUUUGUAACAUAAUGUAUAUUUAUUUUUUAUGGUUCUCUUGACACUGGAAAAUCAAAUUAAAGAUGUUGGAUUUGUACACACGGGUUUAUUUUGUUUGCUAGUUUAGAAAUGGCUGAUAAGGAUGUUACCUUACAAGGUUAUGGAGCUGUUCCAGGCAUUUUUCCACAGCUCAGACCACUUAAACGCAGGCAUUCCGAGGUAAGCCUGAAGAUAUUUGCCAGCGGCCUUGCGCUUUAAUGAGAGGAAUUUGUCUCCAGAGUUUAUAUAGAAGAAU